This is a messenger RNA of Megalobrama amblycephala (Wuchang bream), 2732 nucleotides long. RefSeq names its product E3 ubiquitin-protein ligase TRIM39-like. The record is from RefSeq and is a predicted model, not a curated record. Lineage: Eukaryota; Metazoa; Chordata; Actinopteri; Cypriniformes; Xenocyprididae. Bases 1 to 1656 code for a protein of 551 amino acids. Gene Ontology annotation, molecular function: zinc ion binding; protein binding. The transcript is spliced from 6 exons.
AUGAUAAAUGGUGUUUUUCCAUAUUUGUCUUCAGCUCUGUCACAGGAGCUCCAGUGUUCGAUCUGUCUGGAUGUGUUCACUGAUCCAGUCAGCACUCCAUGUGGACACAACUUCUGUAAAAGCUGCCUGAACCAGUGCUGGGACAACAGUCAGAUCUACAAAUGUCCAUUAUGUAAAGAUCCAUUCAGCAAAAGACCCGACCUCAAGAUCAACACAGCGCUUAGAGAGGUUGUGCUGCUCUUUAAAGGAAACUCUGGCCAGAGUAAAUCUGAGGUUCUCUGUGACAUCUGUGAUGAUAUAAAGAUGAAAGCCCUGAAGAUGUGUCUGGAGUGUCAGAUCUCAUACUGUCAAACUCACCUGGAGCCUCAUCAGAGAGUCCCAAAUUUAAAGAAACACAAACUGAUCGAUCCUGUGGAGAAACUUGAGGACUAUAUCUGUCAGAAACAUGAGAAACCUCUGGAGCUGUUCUGUAGAGAUGAUCAGACAUGUGUGUGUUUGAACUGCGCUAUGAACGACCACAAGAAUCACAACACUGUUUCUGUAGAAGAGGAGAGCCGAGAGAGGAAGCCUCAGCUGAUGAAGAUGCAGGCAGAUGUGCAGCAGAUGAUCCAGGACAGAAUGAAGAGGAUUGAAGACCUCAAACACUCAGAAGAACUCAGAAAGGAAACGUCAGAGAAAGAGAAAGCAGAGAGUAUUGAGCUCUUCACCGAUCUGAUCCGCUCCAUUGAGAGAUGUCAGUCUGAGCUGCUGGAGAUGAUGGAGCAGAAGCAGAAAGCAGCAGAGAAGCAGGCUGAAGAGCUCAUUAAAGAGCUGGAGCAGGAGAUCACUGAGCUAAAGAGGAGAGACACUGAGCUGGAGCAGCUCUCACACACUGAGGAUCACCUGCACCUCCUACAGAUUUACCCGUCCCUGAGCAGACCUGCACACACCAGCAGCUGCACUGAGAUCAGUCUUAGUGACACUCAUGAGAGUGUGGAGACUAUGAAGAAAGCUUGGAUUCAGCUGAAGGAGACUCUAAAUGAGAAACUCAGCAAAACUAGUAGGGGAAUAGAUGAGAAACUCAACAAAACGGUUAAGAAGACAAUGCAACAAUAUGCAGUGGAUGUGACUCUGGAUCCUGACACAUCUCAUCCACAUCUCUUCCUGUCUGAUGACAGAAAACAAGUGGAAUAUAGAGACACUAAGCUUGAACUCCCUGACAACCCAGAGAGGUUUGAUUAUUGUCCCUGUGUCCUGGCAAAAGAGGGAUUCAGCUCAGGAAGAUUUUAUUUUGAGGUGCAGGUAAAGGGAAAGACGGAUUGGGAUUUAGGAGUGGUCAGGGAAUCCAUUAACAGGAAAGGAAUGAUCACAGCAGCUCCAGAGGCUGGAUACUGGAUAAUAGUUCUGAGUAAUGACAAUCAGUAUCUUGCAUUAGAGUCUCCUCCUGCCACUUUGUCUCUGAGAGUGAAGCCUCAGGUAGUGGGUGUGUUUGUGGAUUAUGAGGAGGGGAAGGUCUCCUUUCAUGACGUGGAGUCUAGAACUGUCAUUCAUUCUUUUACUGGUCAGUCUUUCACUGAAAAACUCUACCCAUACUUUAGCCCUAAUAUUAAAAAAGAAGGUAGAAAUGUAGCACCACUGAUCAUCAGAUCAGUGAAUGAAUGUACAUCCCAAAUUUGAAAAUAAGGCUACGUUCACACUGUCAGUCCAAUUCUGAUUAUGUGUGUAUUCAAUUGGAAUCUGAUCUAAAAUCAUUGACAGUCAAGGCUACCAACCCUUACCACACCUGUUGGUAACCCUCUUAAAAUAUUUAACCUAAUUUGCUUCAAUAUAUGAGCUAUUAUAUUCUGGUUUGAAAUUUAGUUUUCUUGGAAAGAAAGACUAUUUUCUGUGUUUGAGUGUGCAAAGUGUAGUAAAUUGCAAUUGCACUACAAACUAGUGUGUUUAUUAGUAUGUUAAUAAAUUAAAAUAAUUUGAAAAUAAAUAGGCCCUACCAGUUUACAACAUCCAGCAGCACAAUAAACCGUAAUAACUUGAGACCACUUUGCACAUUCAAGUUUAAAAUGGCCACACCUGCUCUUACACUAUACGUUAAAAAUAAGAUGGAAAGAUUUUUUUAUAUAGGCUAUAAUUUCCGUGGGUCUAGUCUUUGCAUCUGAUGUUUGAAGUUUGAAUCAAGUCUCCUCAGUUGGAGUAGAAUUGGAUAGGUGGCGCUGUCACAAAAAAAAAAAAAAACUAGGGUCCUAGAAAUGCAGCCCUGAAACUGAAGCCUCUGGUAUUGCAGGAAUAUAUUAUUGUCAUUUUCUGCAAAACAGCCUUGUUUCUGCAGCGACUUUCAGGAUGUUUCCUAUAACAAAGUCUGACUGAAAGUCUGACUCAGACUGAAACAGAUUUCCAGAAAUGUGAUUUGAAUAAGAUAUCAAAACACAUAUAUGUUGCUCGAAACGGAUUUGUAAAAAUCGCAUUUCAUGUGAAUUUUUUGUCACAUUUGCUAAAUCUGAUCGGAUUUCAAUUGGAUAUGCACAAAAAUGGACGUACAGUCUGAGUUAGUGCCACAAUAUGAAUACUUGCUGUUUUUAAAUGAUGGGAUAUGUCAUCAUUACAUUUUGUCCUUUAGUUUUGUUUUUCAGCAUUAAAAACCUGCUUUUCACACACACACACACACACACACACAGAAAUGUUUGCUCAAGCCAUCUGCUCUUAUGUAAUGCAUCUAUAUGUAAAUAGUUUUUUUUAGCACUUUGUACAUUUCUUUA